Phasianus colchicus (ring-necked pheasant) is the source of this 337-nucleotide messenger RNA. The record is from RefSeq and is a predicted model, not a curated record. NCBI's taxonomy places the organism in Eukaryota, Metazoa, Chordata, Aves, Galliformes, Phasianidae.
UCGGUGGAGCUGCGCGAGAUGCCGAGGGAGGGCUCCGAUGGGGAAUAUCUGCCCGUGGAGGGGCACGGCCGCGCCGCCUCCAUGCCGCGGCUGCCAGCCGACAACCAGCGGAGGAAGGUCCGACCCCGAGGGAAUAACCUCAGUACCAUCCCGGACAGCCCCAUCCGCCGCUCCGCCUCCACGCUGGGCUCCGGUCGGGGCCGCUCGGUUCGUUUGGAUGAAUUCUCUUUGGAGCGCAUCGCCCCCGACGGCGGGCAGAGGCACCACGCCAGGAGGGGCCACCGCGGCCACCGCAGCUCCGAGCGCUCCGGGGGUCGUCACACCGACGGGGACACAG